AUGCCAAUACGAGAAUAUCCCCAAUUGACCUUCGGAACAACCCCGGGACUAGGAUCCAAAGACAUGGAAAAGACACUCUCUCCUACGAAGAAACAGCGAGGCGGUACAAGGAAGGCUUGCAACGAGUGUAAACAGCAGAAGCUUCGGUGUGAUAUCGUCCAAACCCCCGCGGACGCCUGCUCGCGUUGUAAAGGACUCCAGAUUGAAUGCAAGGUUGAACCUUCUUUCACGCGUGUCUCAAAAAGAAGGCGAAAUGCUGAAAUGGAGCGCGAGAUUGCAGGGCUCCGUCGACGGCUUGCCACUAAUACCGAUCAUCAUGGCCAUGCCGUCAAAGGUAACGUCGGUGGUGAUGUGUCCCAGCCUGCAGGGAGCGCAAUCUGGAAUCCAGCAGCUGCGACACUGAAUCAAGGGGAGAUUAUGUCUACUAGUCUUAAACCACAGGUCUUAGCUACUCCCUUAGCUAUGUAUAGCGAUAGAUCUGACUUGUUUCAGGAGGAUACCAUGUGGAGACUGGAAGAUGUCUCUCUAUCCAAGCCAAGAGUGGCACGACUAUUUGAGCAGUUUUUCAAAUACUAUCAUCCAUUUCUUCCACUUUUAGACCCCCAAAAACCACCCGAGCAUUAUCUCUGCCGCUGUCCCUUACAAGCAUGGACGAUCAUUUGCGUCGCUAGCCGACGAGCUCCAGCAGAGCCAGGCCUCCUUGGCGCACUCACUGGUCCGUUUAGCAGACUUCUAUGGUCGACUAUCACCAGCGUGCCACAGGAUUACGCCAUUGUAAAGGCUCUCUGCCUUCUGUGCACCUGGCCCCUUCCCACAACUAGCCAGAGAAAGGAUGCUACCUUUAUGUUGUGCGGGCUGAUGAUGCAGAUUUCCAUGCAGUUGGGGUUGCAUCGCCCCGUUCAAGCAGAAGAGUUUACCACAUUUCGAAUAGGUCACAAGGAAGCUGUGAAGGAUCGGCUACAGACAUGGGUCGUCUGUAAUAUUGUAGCUCAAAAUAUUGCCACCGGGUACGGACAACCCCCAGGGACGAUAUAUGACUGGGCGCUUGAGCCAGCGUCACUCCAGGAUGCCGGUUACUAUCCUCCAGAAGAUCUGCGAACUCGUCUCCAGAUUGAAAGGUUCUGUGAUCGAAUCACCAGGUCUCUAUAUAACAGCAGGCCGGACGCGGCAGAGUUUAUUGGACCCGAGAGGCUUUUGAUAGUCCAGCUUUUGGAGAACGAACUUAGGGAUAUGGAACUUAGCUUUGGCAGGGAUGUCUCUCGUACGAUGCCUCUGAUUUUCCUGUCUUUAGCUCUCGUCAAACUGACUCGGAUAGACAUUAAUAAGAUUCAUCUCCGAGCCGCAGAGCUCCAUUUAAGAUACUUCAUAUUCCUAGGUUCAAACCCAAGACCUAACGACAUUACGAAGCUUUUUAUCGCAACCACCUCAUUCCUUAGCCAGGUACUGGACCUCGAAACAUCCCCAGGCCAACUUAUCAGCUACGCAACAAACUAUAUCCUGCAGAUGAUCAUCUCCGCCGCAUUCGGUCUAAUGAAACUACUCAAAAGUACCUUCCGGCAUCACAUUGACUUCGAAUACGGGAAGCUGUUGUUCAACGGCGCAAUAUCCGCCCUGAGAAGAAUCAGCGUCAUGGACCACGAUCGCCCCGUUCGACUUGCGGACGUACUUGCACAGAUGUGGAAUGCAGGUGAUCCCGAGCAAUCCGCCGAGGAAGAUAGUUUACAACUCAAAGUACGCUGUCGGAUGAGUAUGAGCCACGUCUACGACACUGUUUGGCGCUGGCGACACCGUUUCCGGCCCAGAAAGGACCCUUCAGAUGCUCAAGGCAUGUUCCUCCAGCGUCUAGUGUGUAUUACCUUGUGUUCUCCGACUAAUCUUGGUAUAGUAGCUACUACCGCUGAUCCGAAUGGAUCUGCGACCAUGAUCCCCGAUCAAUUCGAUGGAUCUAUAGACAAUUCUGCGCUGAUCUGUCCGCCUGAUUUUGGCCCAGGUGGUGCCUUCUUCAACGAGACUGGAUUCGCGGAAAUCUUCGAUUCCCUUAACUGGGUGUUUGAUGAGCUUCCUGAUCCUUUUACCGCUCCCCAGAUAAUGUAA
Molecule: messenger RNA, 2094 nt
Organism: Aspergillus nomiae NRRL 13137
Lineage: Eukaryota; Fungi; Ascomycota; Eurotiomycetes; Eurotiales; Aspergillaceae
Product: C6 zinc finger domain protein
Exons: 5
Coding region: 1-2094 (697 amino acids)
Biological process (GO): DNA-templated transcription; regulation of DNA-templated transcription
Cellular component (GO): nucleus
Molecular function (GO): zinc ion binding; DNA-binding transcription factor activity, RNA polymerase II-specific; transcription cis-regulatory region binding
Source: RefSeq, a predicted model, not a curated record